AUGACUGGUUAUCUGGUGGUUACCGCAAUUGGUUGGUUCGGAAAUGGCUGCAUUAUUGUAGCCACUAUUGUAAGCAGGAGACUUCACGGCCCAUGCAACGUGCUUAUUGCGGUUGAAGCAUUCUGUGAAAUCUUGCACCAGUCAGCACAUGUAAUCAUGGCUUACUUCAUGUUCACAGAACAAUAUCUCAUACCGGCCGAGCGCUGCUUUCAUUUUCAACUGAUUCCAAGUUUCGGCAUGAAUGUUGGCACUUUCCUGAAUCUUUCAAUUGGCAUUGAUCGGAUAUUUUCAAUAAUAUUCCCUUUUUUGUAA
This is a messenger RNA of Gongylonema pulchrum, 312 nucleotides long. Lineage: Eukaryota; Metazoa; Nematoda; Chromadorea; Rhabditida; Gongylonematidae. The record is from the annotation of a GenBank genome assembly.